CGCCAGCCCUUCUAUCGGAGGAUCCGUCGACUUGGGCGAGUCUUGAGGAACUCGACCCAUUGACGGUUGAGGACUUCCAAUGGUUGCCUCUUCCCUCCACCGGUUCUUUGCCAACUCCGCAUUGCAAUGCCUUAAUGGCACAUCUACGCGAACACUUGCACGCUGCAGUACCAUCUCCGUCGACGGACGGCGGAGUAGCGAUUGUUGACCUUUGUAACUAUCUUGCGAAGAUCGACCGUGAGUACGCAACGCAACGGUAUGUCGACAACGACGCGCCGCUCCUCUACAUCCACAUUCAGAUCGGAAAGGCGACCUGCAGUGCCGUGAUCGAUUGUGGAGCGACUCGCAACUACAUCAGCCAAGACUUCAUGGCACGCGCCAGGCUCGGCCCGCGCGUUCGAAGGAAAAGUCAGCCUACGCACGUCACGUUGGUCGAUGGUCACACACAAAAGUCAAUCGACCGAUGCGUUGACUCGGUGCCCGUGUACUUUGCCCCGCUAGCAAGCGAGGCCGUGUCUUUCGACAUAUUGGACACCAAGUUCGAUAUGAUCCUAGGCAUGUCGUGGCUGCAAAGCGAAGACCACCCGGUGAACUUCCAUCGCCGCACCGUUCACAUUCGUGAUCGGCGUGGCGAACUAGUCCCGUGUACGGUGCCGCUUCCUCAUCCUUCGAUUGGUUGUCACGUGGUAUCCGCGGCGAGCAUUCCCCAAUCCAUCCAGCGGAACGACAUCGAGGAGAUGGGCAUAUAUUUUCUUCACGCCCUCCCACCCGGUGAUCAGCCCAAGACGGAUACGUCGGACCCACGCAUCAUUGAGCUGUUGGACAACUAUGAGGAUGUCUUUCAAGCUCCCGCCGGAGUCAUACCGGAUCGGCCCAUAUGCCACGGGAUCACUCUCGAGGACGACGCCGUACCUUCGCGCGGAUGUAUCUACCGCAUGAGCGAAGAGGAACUACAAGUGCUUCGGGCACAACUAGACGACCUCUUAGCCAAGAGCUGGAUUCGCCCUUGCUGUUCGCCAUACAGUGCUCCCGUUCUCUUCGUCCGGAAGAAGAACAAGGACCUCCGUUUGUGCAUCGACUACCGAAAACUUAACGCGCAAACGAUCAAGAACGUCGACCUUCUCCCUCGGAUCGAUGAUCUUCUCGAGCGACUAGGCGGCGCCAAGUACUUCUCGAAGCUUGACCUCAAGUCCGAUUAUCACCAGAUCGAGAUUCAGCCAAGAGAUCGGUACAAAACCGCUUUCAAGACGCGGUAUGGGCACUUUGAGUGGAUCGUCAUGCCUUCCGGUCUCACCAAUGCCCCGGCUACUUUCCAAGCGGCUAUGACGACGGAAUUUUGUGACUUACUCGACCGCUCCGUACUCAUUUACCUCGACGACAUCUUGGUUUAUAGUCGGUCGCUGGACGAGCAUCUCGAGCACCUUCACGCCGUAUUGGAGCGGCUUCGUAUCGCCAAGUACAAGGCGAACCUUUGCCACCGGAACAAAGGGCGCCAUCAGCUCCCUUACGGCGAACUGAAACCAUUGCCGAUUCCUCGGGCACUGGGUCUCUCCAUUGCUAUGGAUGUGACCGGUCCUUUCCCUCGCGAUCGCCUUGGUCAUGAUGGUAUUCUCACGGUCGUUGACCGUUUGAGCAAGUACGCUCGAUUUCUUCCAUGCAAGUAUCAGGCGAUGGCUCCCGAGCUCGCACGACUUUUGCACACCGACUGGUUUUGCAGCCACGGCGUUCCGGAAGACAUCGUCAGCGACCGCGACACUCGUUUCAUGUUGGCCUUUUGGACGACACUCGUGGUGGAAUACGGCACCAGCAUGAAACCGAGUUCCGCACGGCAUCCUCAAACGGAUGGGCAAACGGAACGUGCGCACCAGACGACGCAGAUGAUGCUCCGCACGCUCAUCCGCCCGGAUCAGAAGGACUGGGUUGACCGCCUUCUCGACAUCGAGUUCGCCUACAACACUUCGGUGCAACCAGCGAUUCACGUGACUCCAUUCGAGUUGCACCACGGUGGACGGAAAGGACGUAUCUUCGCAGACAUUUUGCUUCCACGGGCUUUCGAUAUAGACGCCGCUUGCUCCCCCGCUUCCACACGAAAGUACAAGGAACUGCUGGCCAAAGCCCGCACAAACAUGCAAAAGGCUCAGGUCCGUAUCCAGCAGCAAGCGAACCGGCGUCACAUCCCAUGUCCAAUUCGCGCUGGCGACCUAGUUUGGGUCGCCUCCGAGGAAUUCGCGCUCGAGCACGACGUCUCGCGGAAGCUCCUCCCGAAGUGGUUUGGACCAUGGAUGGUCACUUCAGCAGCUGGCGACGACCUCGCGGGUCCAUCAUUCAUCGUUGAGAUUCCCCCGCAUUUGACGGUCCACCCGAUCUUUCACGCUUCAAAGUUGGCGGUUUACACUCCAGCCUCCGCAGCGGACUUCUCGGGCAGACGGUCACAGGACCCGCCUUCAAUGGAUGGUCAUCAGGAGGUCGACCGCGUUCUCACGCAUCGCAAGCAUGGCAACAAGCCGAUGCAGUACAAAGUUACCUUCAAGCAAUGCUAUCCGAACGACACACGCUGGAUUUCAAGAGCUGAUCUGAAGGCGACAACACCCCUCAUCUUCGCACAUUACGAAAAACAGCGACUUGCUAAGGAAGCUGCCCAACCUGCCCACCCUGUACGGACAUCGGUCAGACAGCUUCGCCCUCGCAGUUAGCUCGGUCUUUCAAGGGGGGGAGUGUGUGGCAUACUGAGCCACACGGGCCC
Chara braunii is the source of this 2743-nucleotide messenger RNA. The record is from the annotation of a GenBank genome assembly. Lineage: Eukaryota; Viridiplantae; Streptophyta; Charophyceae; Charales; Characeae.